This is a messenger RNA of Leptomonas pyrrhocoris, 1577 nucleotides long. RefSeq names its product putative mitochondrial mitochondrial carrier protein (MCP13). Bases 501 to 1577 code for a protein of 358 amino acids. Gene Ontology annotation, molecular function: guanine nucleotide transmembrane transporter activity. NCBI's taxonomy places the organism in Eukaryota, Euglenozoa, Kinetoplastea, Trypanosomatida, Trypanosomatidae. The transcript has a single exon. Gene Ontology annotation, cellular component: mitochondrion. The record is from RefSeq and is a predicted model, not a curated record.
AGAAACAAAAACAACUAAAUAAAUAAAUCAAGUCAACGACACCCGCCGUCUUGCGGCCUUUGAAAGUACGUGUGUUGUUCGCACGGUGGUGGUGGCUCCGUUUCUUCCUUCUCCUGGGUGAGACGUUUUUAUUUACUUAUUUGCGCAGUCGUGCUCUGCGUUUGUUGUUCUCUUGCUGUGGUCAACAAUUCUGUUAUUUUACCCCCUUUUUCUCAUAACACUGCCUCCGCUCUUCCCGUCUUCCGAGACACUUGCGAAGGAAAAGACCGUACUAAUUUUAACCCUUACUUACAGACCUUUUGCUUCCGUUUUGCUCCCACUCAAUUUGGUGACUCUGGAGCACAUCUUUUCUUCUCGUUAGUCACAACGAAGUCACCCAGCGAACGAGCCACAGAAACAGAUCACCACGCCUUCCACGCCUUCCCCGUCUUCCGUCCACACAUCCACGUUAUUCUGUGCGUUUUUUCUCCCCCUCUCCCUUGUGUGAUUCAUCGGCGCUGAUGUCGCCGCCGUCCUCGCCCAACGUGAGCGCCGGCAACGCCCGUGCCGAUGCACCGCCGACGAAGCCGCAGCCCAGCGCGCCGGCGCUGCUGACACGACCGCAGAACGACAGGAGUUUCCUCUACAACUUGUUCUUCGGCCCCGGCGGUGGGGCCACCUUUGCGGGCAUGUGUGAGAUCAUCAUUUUCCACCCAUUCGACACCGUGGCGAAGCGUCUCAUGUCGUACCACCACCGCGUUGUGGACCUCACAUCGCCUGCCGCUACGUGGCGGAACCUAGAUCAUGUCGUGUUUGGCAAGCUGAAGGAGCACUACACUGAUGCGACGACCGGGGCGGUGCGGCACAUCUCCUCAAUGGAGCGGCUGAAGCACAUGUACCCUGGCAGCUCCUACGCGGUGGCCUACAAGGUGCUGCAGCGUAUCAUGAAGUUUGCCGGGCAGCCCUACAUGCGCGAUUACUUACACGUCCAUCACAGCAACGUCUUCUUCAAGAAGGACACCCGGACGGGCGAGUACGUGCGCGGGGGUCGCGGUGCGAUGACGCUGGAGGCAACCGCCGGCUGCCUCGUCGGCGUGUGCGAGAUCGUUCUGCUUCCCUUUGAUCGCAUGAAGGUGCUGAACCAAACAAACAAGGCCGCCGUUCACAGUCGCAACAUGUUCUCGGUGAUUCUCACGGAGGGCGUUGGUAAGCUCUACGCCGGGGCACUGACGACGGCGGUGCGCAACGCCACCGGGUCUUUUCUCCUUUUCGGCGGCACAGCGUUUACGAAAGAGUACGUCUUUCAGCUGGAGAACUACCGCGAUGCGACCUUUGCGCAGAACAUCGCGGCCUCCACUGUCGGCGGCUGCGUCGGCGUUUUCUUCACCUCGCCGAUGGAUGUCAUCAAGACGCGCAUUCAGAGUCAGCGGCUGACGGACAAGAUGUCGGGGUGGCAGGUAUUUGUGUCGACGGUGCGCCGGGAAGGCUUUGCGGCGUUUUACAAGGGUAUCACGCCAAAGAUGAUCACCACCGCACCACGCCUUGUGUUUUCCUACACCAUGACGCAGUAUUUCACCAAGAAACUGCGCGGCGAGUAA